Messenger RNA from Laetiporus sulphureus 93-53, 1254 nucleotides. Its product is annotated as aspartic protease. The record is from RefSeq and is a predicted model, not a curated record. The transcript has 8 exons. Gene Ontology annotation, molecular function: aspartic-type endopeptidase activity. Bases 1 to 1254 code for a protein of 417 amino acids. Lineage: Eukaryota; Fungi; Basidiomycota; Agaricomycetes; Polyporales; Laetiporaceae. Gene Ontology annotation, biological process: proteolysis.
AUGUUCCACAAAGCUGCCUUUGUCUCUUUCGUCUUCCUUGCGGUCCUGAGCAAUGCGACGCCUGUCCCGGAAGAACCGGGUACUCGGGUUGCGUUGCAGAAGAGAGGAUCCUUGACGAAUUCCGAUGGUGUUUUCGAUCUCGAGAAGGCAAUUGCACAAACAGUCCGCACACACAAUAAGCAUCGCCAGAACUUGAUCAACCUGCAGAGCAACACAGGUUCGCUGCCAGAGGGCGCGGAGAUUAAGCCCGCCAGAAUAUACAGUGCGCAUCAGAAGCGCCAGAGCGAACAGUUGACCGACGAGGAAAAUGAUUUGGAGUGGGCAGGCACCAUCUCCAUCGGCACUCCAGGGCAGAACUUCUUGAUCGACUUUGAUACCGGCUCGUCUGACCUAUGGGUACCAUCUUCAAACUGCACGAGCAGUGUGUGUACCUCCAAGGACAAAUACUCUGCGAAGAAUUCGUCUUCGAAUGCCGCAAAGUCAGGCAGUUUUUCGAUCUCCUAUGGCGAUGGCUCUAGCGUAUCAGGGCCCGUCUACACCGACACUGUUACCGUCUCCGGCGUCAAGGUCACUGGACAAUAUUUCUCUCCAGUCACCACGCUCUCGAGUAGCUUUUCGAGUGAUCCCGUUGAUGGAAUCCUGGGCCUUGCCUUCCCUUCACUUUCUAACCUUAAACAAAGUCCCUUUGUGAACACCGCUAAGUCAGAGGGGAGCAUCAAGAGUGGAGUCUUCGGGAUGAAGCUCGCCAAGUCUGGAUCCGAGCUAUACCUCGGCGGCACAGACACCUCGCAAUACACUGGCUCAAUUGAAUAUCACUCCGUUGCGAGCACCGGAUUCUGGCAGGCGACCGGUGCCAAGGCGCUCAUCGGAAGUAAGACGGUGGUUUCCGGCUUCCAGACGGUGAUUGACUCGGGCACCACUAUCAUGUACGGCCCACCGAGUGCCGUCAAGACGUUCUACGCUGCGAUUCCCGGGUCGAAAGUGUUCGACGCCACCAAUGGCUAUUACUCAUUCCCCUGCAGCUCCGCUCCCGCCGUUGCGUUCAGCUGGGGUGGCACCAACUGGAAGGUCAGCGCAGCCAACUUUAACCUCGGCCAGACCAGCACUGGAUCUGGACAGUGCGUUGGUGCUCUUGCCGGUCAGGACCUGGGCUUGGGCUCGAAUGUCUGGCUUCUUGGAGACACCUUCAUGAAGAACGUGUACACCGCGUUCUCGUUCGACAAGAACUCUGUUGGCUUCGCGGCGCUGGUAUAG